Messenger RNA from Diachasma alloeum, 3770 nucleotides. RefSeq names its product transforming acidic coiled-coil-containing protein 3 (gene tacc). Gene Ontology annotation, cellular component: cytoplasm. The transcript has 3 exons. The record is from RefSeq and is a predicted model, not a curated record. Gene Ontology annotation, biological process: mitotic spindle organization; cerebral cortex development; cell population proliferation. The coding region runs from base 237 to 2924 and encodes 895 amino acids. Lineage: Eukaryota; Metazoa; Arthropoda; Insecta; Hymenoptera; Braconidae.
AAAGCCGUUGGAGAAAUCGCUCUCCCAGCGUCGUGAAUAUUCUCCGCUGUUUUCACUCGGGAAAAACCUCGAGAUUUCCAGUGAAACUCGUACCACAUUCACGUCAACAUCGACAAAGUGAACAUCAUCGACACUUUGUGAGAAAUAUCAGUGCAAAUUAGUGGAUUUAUCUCGUGUUUUGCCAGUGGCUAUUGCGUUUCCAGUGGAAUUCAAAAGGUGUUACAUUUUUUCUGAGCAUGUCGAGUCCAACGAGACUGAGCAAGAGUCCUGUGGGAAUUAGAGAAGGGACCAGAGUGAUUUUAAGGGAAAUCACAGCAUCUCUGCACAACUCGCCGCCCACAAUGUCUCCAGGAAAAAAGGCCGUCAAUGAUUCCGCGAAGCUGCCGGAGCACGAGGUUAAGGUAAAGUUCGCCCGUGAGUUUACCGACGCGUCUCACGCCCCCGAGACCAACAGCAUCUCCUCAGCAAGUAGCUUCCAAAGUCUCGCGUCCACAGUCUCUUCAAUCCCCACAAGCCCGACCCGCGCAGACGCCUCCUACACGAAUCUCGAGGUCUCCGGCCUCGACGACCUGAUCUCAGCCUGCGCAGGGAUCCGCCUCGAGGACACCCUCACCGCCGACCAAUCCCUCUUCGACGCAUCCUUCGCCUCCGCCUCAGACGAGCCCAUCCACAACAGAACCACAGAUCUCCCCAACGAUGCGCCCCAGAGCCUCGGCGCCGACCUCAACGGAACUCAAGUCCUCUCCGGACGUUCCUCACCACUAGGCCUCACCGAACAACAGCUCAACCCUGAAGCCCCGCAAUUAACCUGUCCAAACGUGACAAUAACACUCCCAAAUGACCACGUGAACUCCCCAGAAUACCAAACAGCUCCUGAAUCCCUACUGCAAACGUCUUCGUCCAACCCUCAGGGUCGAAAAACCCCUGAACUAAAUCAAUCAACCACCACAUCAUCAGUUGCUGACACAACAUACCAAAAAAUCAGCGUCGGUGACGUGACAUUCGACUCUGAAUGUCCAUCCCUGCCAACUCUCCAGAGCAUCUGCCUGAAGUCUAGUGGCGAGUUCAAAGAGCCAUUUCCCGUGAAGGAUCCAAAAAGAAGUGUCUCCCCUCAACCACAACCGCAACCAGAUCAGCCAGAUUCGUGUGCAGUUGACUCAGCCUCAAAAGCGGAAAGCUCAGCAUCCCUGAAGAUACCGGACACCUCUGGUCACUGCAUCCCCUUCGUAACCGAGCCGACAUUCGUCGAGGGUCAAAAGGCCCUAGAAAGCUCCAACGAGCCAUCCCUCGUUCCAGAAGAGUCAUCCACAGAAUUCAUCCUAGCCUCGACACACCAACCAAUCGAAGCUUCAGGAUCGCCCCCAGAGGUAGUUUUCACAGAGUCCCAAGAGCCCCCCAACACCCUAGAGGCACCUCUCGAGGAGACAUCGGACCCCGAGGAGCUCGACAGAACAAUAACUCUCCAGGAGACGGACGACAUCCUCGACGUCCCAGAGUCCGAACAGUACGAGGCUUUCAAGCCCCAGCGUCAGAGCACUGAGACCCACCCCAGACCCUUCCCCCCGAUUCCUACCCCCUCAGACUAUCUGGACUUCCUCCCAAAACGCCAGAGCACAGGUCUCGACUACCUUCCACCCCCGAACGACUUCCAGUCCGCAGACAGCGAGGACAAAACCCCAACAGCAAUUGACAACGACCAGAGGUUCUUCGACGCAACAGACGACAUCACCCCAACGAGCCAGAACCCUGAGGAGCCCUCUGGGGUAUUCGAGAAGCUUCGCCUGGAGGCUGAGACAAUCGCCCACGAGAUAAUUAAUGCCUCCCUCGAACUUACAGAGGACAACGACAACCUUGCGUCAGCAAAUUCCAACGAAUUAUUCAGGGAUCCAUCGACCUUCGACUUCUUCGAGUCCCAGACGUCAGCCAGAUCAACGGUUGAUAGAUUGAGGGAGUCGCUGUUCAUAAAGUUCGAUCCCCUGGUUUCGAAUGUGAGUAUGUUGCCUCAGGGGAAUGCAGCGAGUCCACCCAAUGACGAGAGGAACGGAGACAAGGACUCAGAGGCUCUGCCUAGUAUCACAACCCCCAAGAGGAAUCCUGCUAUUGCUGCUAUCGACAGACUGCUGUUUUACAGUCCAAUGCCUGCUGCUGCGAUCCAGAAGCAUGAGGAGGUGGUGGAGAAGAUCGAGGUUGUGGAGAAGACACCUGAGCCUGUGCCAGUCGUUGAUUUAGCAAUGGCGAAGGAGUUGGAGCUGGUGAGGUCGACUGUUCUUCAGCUUGAGGAGCAGCUGGAGAAGGAGAAGAUGGAGAGGGAGAGGGAGAGGUGUGAGGCUGAGAAGCAGAGGGAGUCCUUCAAUGAGACUGUCAGUCAGCUGCAGAGGCAGCUGGCGCAGGAAAUUAAGAAUAAGAAUCAGAUUAAUGUCGUUGUGGAUGAGUAUGAGAAGUCGAUAAGUCGGCUGGUGGCUGAGAGGGAACGGGAUAAGAAGAGUUUGGAUGGGGAGAAGGGGGUGCUGAUGGAGGAGCUGCAGGAGACCAAGGAUCAUCUGAUGGCUAGUGAGGCUGCUUUCAAUGAUGUUCAUGCUAAGUAUGAGAGGCUCAAGAUUGUUGUUACUACGUUGAAGAGUAAUGAGAGCGCGUUGAAGGAGAGUCUCGCGGAGAAUGUGGAGAUUAUUAAGGCGUUGGAGAACAGAUAUGAACAGAUCAAGAGUCAUGCUGCUGCGCGGCUUGAAAAGGCAAAUCAAGAUCUCGAUGUAAUUCGCAAACAACACGAGUCCGAGAUGGUAAAACUUCGAGCAAUCCUGAGGAAGGAGGAGCUGAAGAGCAACUCCUUGACUGAAAUAGUAGAACAGAAGACGAAAGAGAACAAAGAGCUCACACAGAUCCUGGAUGAGGUCAUAGCCAGAGUCGGUGCUAAGUCCGACGAAUGAACAGACACUUAACCCACCUUCCGCAAACAAUUUGUUUAUAUUUUCUCACGUUUUUCUUAUUUCACCAAUGAAGCAUGUGCUGAGCGGUGUACCCAAGUGGUACGUCAUCAUUUCAUUUUGUUAUUCGUGGAAUUGUCUCAGAAACAAGUCAUUCUGGGGCGAAACGUCAGGAGACUUUAUUAUCUAGAAUCGCUGGUUCCUGAGAUAAUUACAUAAUUACCACUUCAAUACAGAUUUUUCCUUAAAAAUCAUCGUCGCAUGUUCUUAAAAGAGAGAUCAAGAUAUUAAUGCGUAAACACUUCGAAAUGUACUAAACUGUUGCAACUUUGUGUACUGUAAAUCGAUCCUUUUAUAUUUUGUACUAAUUCGUUACUUUGGACGAGGAGAUAACUCACUAAUAAUAAUUACAAAUGUAAGUUGAAGAGUCCCAUUCCUGAGAGUGUAAAUUAAAUUUUUGCUUUGUUUGUGAAAUGUAAACAAAGCUUAAGUAGAAUAUAAAAAUUUCCACAAUUUAUUCCUCUCCGAAGUGACGUUAUCUCAUUGUUUAUUUGUAAGUUGCAAAGUAUAAGUAAUUGAACUGUAAUUGCUAUAUUAUCGCUGAUAAAAAGCCUUAAAUCGAUUCUCCACAGGUGCAAAGAGAAGCGAAUGAAGAAAAACUGGAAUUUUUUUAGUAGAGACGAAAGAGAAAUGUUUGAGUAACUGAAAAUAAAAUGUAAUAAGGAAACAUUAAUUAUUAUAAACAAUUUUAUAUUAUUUUUUUUCCAAAGUAGCGUCUUUUCAUUGUUUAUUUAUAAGUUGGAAAAUAUACUAUUUUAUUGCUAAUAAAAAUAGCCUUAAAUAAUAUAA